AGGUUAAAAAUCUAUAAGAGCCUGAUUUUAGAAUUCACCAGCUCAUCAGAAGUUUGACGAAAUAUGAGUUAUUAAGCCUACGCUCAGAUCAAGUUAGCAGCUAGACUGGUGUGACAACCUGUUUUUAAUCAGUCUCUCAAAGCUGUGAUCACCCUGAUGUCACCGAAUGGCCACAGCUUGUAAAAGAUCAUCCAGAGAACCUCAGUCUGACGAAGUUGAAGCUAGCCGAAUGAAGCGUGCAGCUGCAAAGCAUCUAAUAGAACGCUACUACCACCAGUUAACUGAGGGCUGUGGAAAUGAGGUGUGCACGAAUGAGUUUUGUGCUUCCUGUCCAACUUUUCUUCGAAUGGAUAACAAUGCAGCAGCUAUUAAAGCCCUUGAGCUUUAUAAAAUUAAUGCAAAACUCUGUGAUCCUCAUCCCUCCAAGAAAGGAGCAAGUUCAGCUUACCUUGAGAAUAACUCAAAAGGUGCCCAUAACAACUCCUGCGCUGACAUAAAAAUGAAUAAGAAAGAAGGACCCCGAGAUGAUUUUAAAGAUGUCACUUAUCUAACCGAAGAGAAAGUAUAUGAAAUUCUUGAAUUGUGUAGAGAGAGAGAGGAUUAUUCCCCUUUAAUUCGUGUUAUUGGAAGAAUUUUUUCUAGUGCUGAGGCAUUGGUUCAGAGCUUUCGGAAAGUCAGACAACACACCAAGGAAGAACUGAAAUCACUUCAAGGUAAAGAUGAAGAUAAAGAUGAAGAUGAAAAGGAAAAAGCUGCGUGUUCUGCUGCUGCUAUGGAAGAAGAUUCAGAAGCCUCCUCCUCAAGGAUAGAUGAUAGCUCUGAGGGAGAGAACAGUUUACAAAAACUAGGCCCAGAUGAUGUAUCUGUGGAUGUUGAUGCCAUUAGAAGAGUCUACACCAGAUUACUCUCUAAUGAAAAAAUAGAAACUGCCUUUCUUAAUGCACUUGUAUACUUGUCACCUAAUGUGGAAUGUGAUUUGACCUAUCACAAUGUGUACUCCCGAGAUCCUAAUUACCUGAAUUUAUUCAUUAUUGUAAUGGAGAAUGGAAAUCUUCAUAGUCCUGAAUAUCUGGAAAUGGCUUUACCAUUGUUUUGCAAAGCAAUGAGCAAGCUUCCCCUUGCAGCCCAAGGGAAACUAGUUAGACUGUGGUCCAAAUACAAUGCAGAGCAGAUUCGGAGAAUGAUGGAAACGUUUCAGCAACUUAUUACUUACAAAGUCAUAAGUAAUGAAUUUAACAAUAGAAAUCUAGUGAAUGAUGAUGAUGCCAUUGUUGCCGCUUCAAAGUGCUUGAAAAUGGUUUACUAUGCAAAUGUAGUGGGAGGAGAAGUAGACACAAAUCAUAAUGAAGAAGAUGAUGAAGAGCCCAUUCCAGAGUCCAGUGAAUUGACUCUUCAGGAGCUAUUGGGAGAGGAAAGAAGAAACAAGAAAGGGCCUCGAGUAGAUCCAUUGGAAACUGAACUUGGUGUUAAAACUCUAGAUUGUCGAAAACCACUUAUCCCCUUUGAAGAGUUUAUUAAUGAACCUUUGAAUGAUGUUCUAGAAAUGGACAAAGAUUAUACUUUUUUCAAGGUAGAAACAGAAAACAAAUUCUCUUUUAUGACAUGUCCCUUUAUAUUGAAUGCUGUCACAAAGAAUUUGGGAUUAUAUUACGACAAUAGAAUUCGCAUGUACAGUGAACGAAGAAUCACUGUUCUCUACAGUUUAGUUCAAGGACAGCAGUUGAACCCAUAUUUGAGACUCAAAGUCAGACGUGAUCAUAUCAUAGAUGAUGCACUUGUGCGGCUAGAGAUGAUCGCUAUGGAAAAUCCUGCAGACUUAAAGAAACAGUUGUAUGUGGAAUUUGAAGGAGAACAAGGAGUUGAUGAAGGAGGUGUUUCCAAAGAAUUUUUUCAGCUGGUUGUGGAGGAAAUCUUCAAUCCAGAUAUUGGUAUGUUCACAUAUGAUGAAUCAACAAAAUUAUUUUGGUUUAAUCCAUCUUCCUUUGAAACGGAGGGUCAAUUUACUCUGAUUGGCAUAGUCCUAGGCUUGGCUAUUUAUAAUAACUGUAUAUUGGAUGUCCAUUUUCCCAUGGUUGUCUACAGGAAACUAAUGGGGAAAAAAGGAACUUUUCGUGACUUGGGAGACUCUCACCCAGUUCUAUAUCAGAGUUUAAAAGAUUUAUUGGCGUAUGAAGGAAAUGUAGAAGACGAUAUGAUGAUCACUUUCCAGAUAUCUCAGACAGAUCUUUUUGGUAAUCCAAUGAUGUAUGAUCUAAAGGAAAAUGGUGAUAAAAUUCCAAUUACAAAUGAAAACAGAAAGGAAUUUAUCAGUCUCUAUUCUGACUACAUUCUCAAUAAAUCAGUAGAAAAGCAAUUCAAGGCCUUUCGAAGAGGUUUUCAUAUGGUGACCAAUGAAUCUCCCUUAAAGUACUUAUUCAGACCUGAGGAAAUUGAAUUGCUUAUUUGUGGAAGCCGGAAUCUAGAUUUUCAAGCACUCGAAGAAACUACAGAAUAUGAUGGUGGCUAUACCAGAGACUCUGUUUUGAUUAGGGAGUUCUGGGAAAUUGUGCAUUCAUUUUCUGAUGAACAGAAAAGACUCUUCUUACAGUUUACAACUGGUACAGAUAGAGCUCCAGUGGGCGGACUCGGAAAAUUAAAGAUGAUCAUAGCCAAAAAUGGCCCAGACACAGAAAGGUUACCUACAUCUCAUACUUGCUUUAAUGUCCUUUUGCUUCCGGAAUACUCCAGCAAAGAAAAGCUUAAAGAGAGAUUGUUGAAGGCCAUCACAUAUGCCAAAGGAUUUGGCAUGCUGUAAAACAAAAAAGGAAAAUAAGAUAAAUAAAA
Molecule: messenger RNA, 2823 nt
Organism: Elephantulus edwardii (Cape elephant shrew)
Lineage: Eukaryota; Metazoa; Chordata; Mammalia; Macroscelidea; Macroscelididae
Gene: UBE3A
Product: ubiquitin protein ligase E3A
Exons: 12
Coding region: 167-2794 (875 amino acids)
Biological process (GO): protein polyubiquitination; ubiquitin-dependent protein catabolic process
Molecular function (GO): ubiquitin protein ligase activity
Source: RefSeq, a predicted model, not a curated record